Messenger RNA from Impatiens glandulifera, 2064 nucleotides. RefSeq names its product rop guanine nucleotide exchange factor 14-like. The coding region runs from base 259 to 1956 and encodes 565 amino acids. Gene Ontology annotation, molecular function: guanyl-nucleotide exchange factor activity. Lineage: Eukaryota; Viridiplantae; Streptophyta; Magnoliopsida; Ericales; Balsaminaceae. The record is from RefSeq and is a predicted model, not a curated record. The transcript is spliced from 8 exons.
UCUCUCUCUAGAGAUCUCUGCAAGAAAUUAAUUUUGAAUUCAAUAUUCAAUGUUCAUCACACACUUAACUGCAUUUCCUUCUUAAGUUUAUCCCUCUCUCUCUCUAUAAACAACAACUUCUGCAACUAAAUCCAUAUUUGAAAUCAAUGUCAUGGUCAAGUAGCAUCUCUCUUUGACAGACACUUCCAUUCACCAAUCUUCAAUCCAUUGGUUGGAAAUACAAUAGCUGAAAAAAAAACAAGUUUAUUCUCGUGAACAAUGAUGAUGAUGAAGAUGAAGAAAAAACUGGCUUGCUGCACUCGUCACAAGGAGAUAAGUCUUGACUUUGAUGAACAAGAAAGAAUAAUGACAUACAAUGGUUUGGAGAGCUUCAUAAUCAACAAUCACUCCUACGAAAAUGAAAGUUCCACAAGCCGAGGAGAAGGAUGUGCAACUGACUCUCUAGAUGAAGAUGCAUCAAGUUGUUCUUCAAGCAAUUACAUUUUCGGAUCAUUCUCUUCCCAUUCAGCUAUGAUGAAGAGGGACGAAGAAUGGGAAGUUAGGAGAGACAGUCCAAAGCAUUUUCGCGUGGAAGAUAAUGAAACUAAUCAUGUUGCAGAUCUCGAAACAAUGAAAGAAAAGUUUGCCAAGUUAUUAUUAGGAGAGGAUAUUACAGGGGGAAGGAAAGGGAUAUCUACUGCUCUGGCUUUGUCUAAUUCCAUAACAACUCUUUCAGCAUCGCUGUUUGGGGAGCUCUGGAAGUUAGAACCAUUGCCUGAGGAAAGAAAGGGAAGAUGGAAAAGAGAAAUGGAUUGGCUGCUCUCGCCCACAAACUAUAUGAUCGAAUUAGUCCCCACCAAACAAAAUGGUGCCAAUGGGCGUACUUUCGAGAUCAUGACUCCAAAAGCUCGUGCAGACAUCCAAAUGAAUCUUCCUGCUCUUCGAAAGCUCGAUUCUAUGCUCCUUGAGACAUUGGAUUCAAUGGAUGGAACUGAAUUUUGGUACGAAGAACGAGGAAGCAGAGGCGAGGGAAGGAACAAUAGAACCGAAAGACAGAGCAAAAGGUGGUGGUUACCAUCGCCACAGGUACCGUCAACAGGCCUUUCAGAGUCUGAAAGGAAGAGAUUAUUAUACCAUGGCAAAGUUGUUAGGCAAGUAUUUAAGGCUGCAAGAUCCAUCAAUGAGUCUGUUUUACUUGAAAUGCCUGUUCCUACUCUUAUCAAAGAUGCAAUGCCAAAGUCUGGAAAAGCAAAUCUUGGCGAGGAGUUGUAUAAGUUGUUGAGCAUAGAAGGCAUGACAGGUGAGGAGAUGGUGAAUUCCAUAAACUUGAAAUCGGAGCAUCGUGCUCUUGAGAUGCUGAACAAGUUGGAAGCAGCAGCAAUGGUAUGGGGAGAUAGAAUAAUAACGAGUCAUGAGCUGCAAGACGGUUCUAAUGAUCAUAAUUACAAUAUUAAGUCUCCUAUUCGCACAUCAUGGUCAUCUUUUAUGAUGAAGGAUCCAUUAGCUGAACUUGACAAGAAGGAGUUUUUGAUGGGUCAAGCCAAUGCUCUUAUAAAACAACUUCAUAUCACAUUUCCUAACCUUCCUCCCACCUUUCUUCAUGUCAUCAAAAUACAAUAUGGCAAGGAUGUUGGACAUUCAAUAUUGGAAGCAUAUUCUAGGGUACUUGGGAACUUGGCUUACAAAAUACUCUCAAGAAUAACCGACAUUCUUAAGGAAGAUAUAUUCAUGAGCAAUCCAAAUUCGCCAAUCCCGACACCUGGCUUUCGAGGAAUCGAUUUUCCUGAAACGUUAGAUAGUCCUGGUCCUGGUGAAAGAAUGAGGCAUUCUCUAACUGAUGAGAUGAACCGGGCAGUUGGUGUGUUUCAAAACUUCGAUAAACUUGGGAUUUCAUGUGACGAACCGAAGUUGGUUGGUUCAGUGUUGGGGACACCUAGCCGAAGCCGAGCAUGGUGCAUGGGCAAUAAUAAUAUAUAGUUAGUAUCAAGAAUAGUAAUAAAAUAUGUAUAUGGUUGUUUUGCAAUUAAUUACAACAUUAUUGAGUUUUGUUUAUUUAAAUGAUCAAUGAGUUUCAACUUUUAUGGA